CAGCGUCGAGGAUGGACGUGUGCGAGGAUAUCGAAGUGAGUCCAGGAGCGAAAGAAUUCGAUUUGCUACUAAUAUCCAUGUAUAGAGACAGUCCAGAAUUAUGGGAUACGAAGGCACAAGCGUACACGGAUAAGAACAAACGAAGUAUUGCAUUGAACAAAAUAACAAAUGAGUUGAAAAAAUACGAUACGGAAUUCACAGUGGAGAAAUUGAAGCGCAAAAUAAAUACGUUGCGAUCAAAUUUUAAUAGAGAACAUACUAAAGUGAAGAGGAGCUUGAUGUCUGGGGUGAUGGAUGAAGUGUACCGACCCAAAUUGUGGUAUUACAACGAAUUUGAAUUCAUCACCGAUGCCAGGGAUACAAAGGAUACGGAGUGUUCAAUGCAGAGGAUUUCAGUUUCUGAAAUCGAACACAAUUCACCAAUAGCUAGUUCAGCAAAUAAAAUUAUCAAGAAACGAAAAACGUACCAAAAUGAGGAAUCUUUGGCUAAUAAUUUUUUGAAAACAUCAGAUGAAGAGAUUGAUAUUAUUGCGAAAAGUUGGGCAAUUAAACUUAAAAGACUAAAUCCUUUGCAACGACGUUUUGCUGAGAAGAUUAUUAAUGAUGUUCUUUUCGAAGGAGAAAUGGAAACUUUAACGAGAGAUGGAGUCAUUUUUGUACCAGCUCCUGCAAAUCAGGCUAUGUCACAGGCAACGUGCAUGUCAUCAUCUUCAAUGCAAUAUCUUAAUAGCCAAAGCCCGGGGGAAUCGUAUGCACAAAUUCAGUCUCCUGAUAGCCACGACCCAGAGAAAAGCCGGUGUACAUCUAGUCCAUGUUCUUUGCCAGAAGAGCCAUCUGCUUCUAAUUCUACCCCGAGUGAUACAUAUGCACAAAUUCACCCUGAUAACUCUGGCUCUGACGGUUCAUGUACAUCAUCAAUUCUCACAUGUCAUGCUGCGUGUACCUCUAGGGACAGGAGUAAAAUUAAAAGACAUCACUGUUGUAGUUCAGAAAAGUGUAUUGCCAAAAAAAAUGUCGUAACAAACCGUGAAAUGUAUCUACCCUUAAAUGUCAAAAAAGAACAAGAAUAAAAAUAGAAAUAACUGUUUUAGUACAC
Colias croceus (clouded yellow) is the source of this 1096-nucleotide messenger RNA. RefSeq lists its product as uncharacterized. Bases 12 to 1070 code for a protein of 352 amino acids. The transcript has 2 exons. The record is from RefSeq and is a predicted model, not a curated record. NCBI's taxonomy places the organism in Eukaryota, Metazoa, Arthropoda, Insecta, Lepidoptera, Pieridae.